AUGCCCACCCAGCUUUGGGCUCCCGGGAAGAAAGGACUUGCCCACAAGAGAGACCGAGAAGUGAAGCCCAGAGGAGACAUGACUGCUGGCGAGGAUUUGUCCCAGAGGUCCCAGGCCCUGGGUUCAGAGGAGCAGGAUGGACCAUGCGAGGUAUCAGUGUCAUUUGAGGAUGUGACCAUGGACUUCAGCAGGGAGGAGUGGGAGCAGCUGGGCCCCACCCAGAGAUGCCUGUACUGGGACGUGAUGCUGGAGAUCUGCAGCCACCUCCUCUCCCUGGGGUACCCCAUUCCCAGGCCAGAGAUGAUUUUCAGGAUGGAAAAGGAAGAGGAGCCAUGGAUAAGGGAGGCUCAGCUCCCACAUCAGUGGCGUCCAGAAGGGGAGUUUGGACUCAAAACCUCACGACAGAAAAUUUUUGAAAAAGCUUCGUUUCGCGACGGUAAGGAACUUGCGGCCCUGGGAGGUGGGUCAGGGUGCUCCGUCUUGGGAGAUGUGAACCCCACAACGAGGGGUCUGCAGAAGCAAGGGAAACCUUCGCGGCACGGGGCUCUCCUCAGUAGGGAAACACCGGAUACAGAGAGAGACUGCGGGUGUAAAGACCCGGGAAAAAUCGCUCCUGUGAGGCCCCAUCUUGUUCCUCCACAAAAAAGACCUCCUAAAUGUGGCUCAUUUGCGAAAAGUUUGAAGCCCAACCUAGAAGGGAGUCCUCAAAAGCAAAGCGACGGCACAGAACACCUCGAUGGGACUGUCGGCUCUGGCCGGCUACUCCACCAUAGCCCUUCCGGUCCUGGCUACAAGAACGUUCGUCCAGGAGAGAACCUGUGUGAAGGGAAUCCACAUAUGAAAGUCGGCAGCCGUAAACCGCCACACGCACAACAUCGAGUCCAUACCUGGGAGAAACCCGAUAAAUGUGCCGAAUGUGGCAGGGGCUUCGGCCAGAAGCCACCCCUCGAGCAGCAGAGAUUCCACAGCGUGGAAAACCUCCAGGAGAGCAGGAAAUGCACGACGAGCCUUGCCCCGCGGCCAGACCUCAGCGCAUAUCUGCCCGCUCACGCAGGACACGUUCCGUACAUAUGUAAGGAGUGCGGGAAAGUCUUCGCUCAGAGGUCAGAACUGACGACACACCAGAAAAGCCACGCCAGACAGAAGCCCCACAAAUGCCAGGAAUGUGGAAAAGCCUUUUUCCAGGCGUUAUCUCUCUUCAGACACCAGAGAACCCACACUCGAGGGAAGCUCUACGAGUGCAGCGAGUGUGGGAAAGGCUUCUCCCAGAAGUCCACCCUCGCCAUCCAUCAGAAAAUCCACGCCGGCGAGCGGCAGUAUGCGUGCGGCGAGUGUGGGAAGGCCUUCACCCAGAAGUCUGCACUCAGCCUGCACCGGAGGAUCCACUCGGGGGAGAAGGCCUACGCGUGCCUCGCGUGCGGCCAGGCCUUCGUGCAGAAGGCCCACCUGACCGUGCAUCAGAGAAGCCACACCGGAGAGAAGCCCUACAAGUGCAGCGACUGCGGGAGAGCCUUCAUUUGCAAGUCGCAGCUCGACAUACAUCGCCGCAUCCACACCGGCGAGAAGCCAUACGAGUGCCGUGACUGUGCAAAAGCCUUCACGCAGAAGUCACACCUCAACAUGCACCGGAAGAUCCACACGGGAGAGAGACAGCACGUGUGCCGUGACUGCGGCAAGGCCUUCACCCAGAAGUCCAUCCUCAACAUGCACCAGCGCACCCACACCGGAGAGAAGCCCUACAAGUGCAGCGACUGCGGGAGAGCCUUCACCUCCAAGUCACAGUUCAGAGAGCACCAGCGGGUCCACACGGGCGAGAAACCCUACGUGUGCGCCGAGUGUGGGAAGGCUUUCAACGGCAGGUCCAAUUUCCACAAACAUCAGAUGACUCACACGAGAGGGAAGACCUUUGUCUGCCACACAUGUGGGACCGCCUUUGGCCAGAAAUCAGAGCUGAUGGCACAUCGGAGAACUCACGUCGGACAGAGGCCUCAUGAAUGCGGGGACUGCGGGAAAUCCUUCAGUAAGAAACCACAGCUCCAAGUGCACCGGCGAAUUCACACGGGAGAGAUGCCCUAUGCGUGUCCUCAGUGUGGGAAGGCCUUCAACAACAGAUCCAAUUUUAAUAAACACCAAACAACUCAUACCAGAGACAGACCUUACAAGAGCAGUUACUGCAUGAAAGGCAUUACCCAGACAUCCGCUCCCAGUAUGCAUCAGCAAUAACAUAAAGUGAAACAAAGUCUAAAUUUCUCGAAGGAAAAAAAAAAUCU
Messenger RNA from Puma concolor (puma), 2270 nucleotides. It is a transcript of the gene ZNF175, whose product is annotated as zinc finger protein 175. Gene Ontology annotation, biological process: regulation of DNA-templated transcription. The record is from RefSeq and is a predicted model, not a curated record. Lineage: Eukaryota; Metazoa; Chordata; Mammalia; Carnivora; Felidae.